Sphenostylis stenocarpa is the source of this 624-nucleotide messenger RNA. NCBI's taxonomy places the organism in Eukaryota, Viridiplantae, Streptophyta, Magnoliopsida, Fabales, Fabaceae. The record is from the annotation of a GenBank genome assembly.
AUGCAGAUUGAAGAGGAAAAACCAUCUACACCAACGUGGUCUUAUGCAAUUCGUUUUGCUCUUGGAUGUGCCAGAGUCAGUGGAUGGAAGAAAGCUUUCAAGUGUGAGAACCUGAUAAUGCAAUUUCAAGCUCAACUAGUUAUCCAGAAGAAUAGGAGGUAUGUUAUUAUCAAACAAACACGUCAAGAUAUUGUUCAGCUGCUCCAAAAUGACAACUUCGACAGUGCUUUUGCUAGGGUUGAACAGCUGUAUAAAGACUCAUGUUUGUUGACUGCAUAUGAUCUAAUUGAUAAUUUCUGUGAAUGCAUCAUCACCAACAUGUCACACAUUAGCAAAUGCAGUUGCAUACACAACCUACCUGCAAAUGUUGCUGUGGCAAUAUCAAGUCUCACAUAUGCUGCUUCAAGAUGUGGUGAAUUGUCACUUUUGCAUGUGAUAAGAAACUUGUUCAGAGAGAGAUAUGGAAGGGAGUUCGACAUUACAAAUGUGGAACUAUUUGCUGGCAACUAUGUGGACACGCCCUUGAGGAAAAACCUUGGCAAUUAUAGUGUACCAGAAGAUCAGAAACUCAUGUUGUUACAUGAAAUAGCUCAAGACAAUUUCAACAACCAUCGAUUUAUUUGA